This is a messenger RNA of Achroia grisella, 5214 nucleotides long. It is a transcript of the gene msn, whose product is annotated as serine/threonine-protein kinase mig-15. Gene Ontology annotation, molecular function: protein kinase activity; ATP binding. The transcript has 21 exons. The coding region runs from base 215 to 4363 and encodes 1382 amino acids. The record is from RefSeq and is a predicted model, not a curated record. Gene Ontology annotation, biological process: protein phosphorylation. Lineage: Eukaryota; Metazoa; Arthropoda; Insecta; Lepidoptera; Pyralidae.
CCCCGCCGGGUGUAGUGCGACCAUCAGUACGAUUGUGUAUUUGUAAUUUACUUAUUUUUAAGUGUAAACAAUGUGUUUUUUAAACAACUUUACCAUAUAAUAUUUUAAAAAUAUAUAACAUCUUUGCCAAUGUCAAAUUUUAGAGCUUUUGUACGCUUUUUACGUUGAUGUGAGGUUCUCGUGCUUUGUCUUCGUGUGUGACAAUAUACUCAAAAUGGCGCAUCAACUAGCACCGUCUGUAAAUUGUUCAUUAGACGACAUUGACCUCAGCGCUCUAAAGGAUCCCGCUGGCAUAUUUGAACUCAUAGAAGUAGUUGGAAAUGGCACCUAUGGCCAAGUGUACAAGGGACGACACACAAAGACAGGGCAGCUUGCCGCCAUAAAGGUAAUGGAUGUGACACAGGAUGAAGAAGAAGAAAUUAAGCUUGAGAUAAAUGUGCUAAAAAAGUAUUCCAAUCAUCGUAAUAUUGCCACAUAUUAUGGUGCAUUCAUCAAAAAAAGUCCACCCGGCAAAGAUGACCAGCUCUGGUUGGUUAUGGAAUAUUGUGGUGCUGGAUCUGUGACAGAUUUAGUGAAAUCCACAAAAGGCCAAUCUUUAAAAGAAGAAUGGAUAUCAUAUAUUUGUCGAGAAAUACUGCGAGGUCUCGGUUACUUGCACAGCAAUAAAGUUAUUCACAGAGAUAUCAAAGGGCAAAAUGUACUAUUGACUGAUAAUGCAGAAGUCAAACUUGUGGAUUUUGGUGUAUCGGCGCAACUGGACAGAACCAUUGGCAGAAGGAAUACCUUUAUAGGCACCCCAUAUUGGAUGGCACCAGAAGUUAUAGCUUGUGACGAAAAUCCUGAUGCAACAUAUGACAAUAGGUCUGACCUUUGGUCUCUUGGCAUCACAGCACUGGAAAUGGCGGAGAGUCAACCACCUCUUUGUGACCUUCACCCUAUGAGAGCUCUAUUCCUAAUUCCCAGAAAUCCACCACCCCGGUUAAAGGCCAAAAAAUGGACAAAAAAAUUUCAUGGUUUCAUUGAAACUGUUUUGGUCAAAGAUUAUCAUCAGCGUCCAUACACUGAACAGCUUUUGAAACAUCCAUUUAUAAGAGACCAACCCACAGAGCGACAAGUCCGAAUACAACUGAAAGAUCAUAUAGACAGAUGUAAGAAAAGAAAACAGGACAAUUCCGUGCGAGAGGACUACAAGUACUCAGGUUCUGAGGGUGAAGAAGAGGAGAAUGCCGUCGCUGGAGAACCGUCUUCCAUUGUACACAAUGCGGCUGCACAUCAAGGCGGCGACACUCUACGGCGCAACUUCCAACAGAUACAGGAAUGCAGAGCUCCCGCCGAUGCUCCACAACCGCAGCCGCCGCCAAAACGCAACAGCAAACGCGAAGAUCGAGAAGAAAUUCCUGAGCCUGGUCCGCCGGCGAGGCCUUCCAUCCCCCAAAGACUGAUUGUUGUGCCAGAUCCGCAGAUGCAGCAGCCUAAUAGAUACAGGCCGCUUCCGCCGACACCGAAGUCCUCAGGAUCAUCGAACAGUUCGGGUUCUAACAACGGUACUCCACCCGCCAGCGGGCCACAGCCACCGCAGCGUGGAUCACAUCACAUGUUCAAACCUAUGGAUUUGGACAAAUUAGCCGCCCAACUUAACGAGCUGGGCGUGGUGUCCGGAAAUGAACCGCCUAAUCGACCUCCGCGAGCACCCGCUAAUGGUCAAGGACCACCGGUGGAGAGAAAUCCUCCGGAGCCUACAUUUGAAGACUCGGACAGCGAUUCAGAAGCCGAAGAGAGCGGCGGCAGGGUGCGCAACGAUGGCACAUUAUUGGCCAGUGAUCCGCCCAAACCUCUUCCCGAGUUCUGCUACAGGCCAGGGCUGAGCGCGGUGUCGGAGGACGCGGGCGCCGGCGGCGGAGGCGGCGCGGGCGGAGCCCCCACGCGGCCCCUGCCGCCCACGCCCGACGACGACGACCACGGCGACAGGACUCUCGUCAUGAAGAGGAGAGAAGGCUCUGAAAACGAUAAAAGACAGUCCGACGUUGACGAGGCCGUACUACUUAGAGAUUGGGACUUCGCUAGAUUCUUCCCGUCGAGAAGCAGCGGAGUUAUGGAAGAGAAAUCGAACGUACAGAAAGAGGCCGAACGUAAACAAGCACAAAUACAAUCUCAGUCCAGAAUAGAAAUGGAGGAUGCCUGGGCUAAAUACAAAGCUAUUGCGACUCCACCCUCUCGUCACAAACAGUUAUUCCAAAAACCCAAUGAAAGGUCGACACAAGAAAAGUUGUCUGACCUGUUAAAGUAUAAAAAAGAACAAGACACAGAGAUAAGUUCUCCGAAUAGAUUCUUUAGAGGAUUUAGAAGAGAAAACUCUGAUUUCUUUCCAUUACCUAGUACUCGUCACUCGGCCAUUUACUUUCCAAAACACGACAACCAAAGUGCUUCUAAACAACUCAGAUCCAGUGGAUUUUUUAAUAACUCUCGUAAGCAAAAUAUGAAAUCGCCGGCUACUGGAGAACCUAUAUUGACAGACUUUAUAAAAAUGAAUGACAGUCUCAAAAAACAAGUACAAGAUGAAAAGAAAAGUGAUAAGAAGACUAAUGACCAAAAAACAGGCAAUAAUCCCAUAGAUGCUCUGAAGAAUGUGGCAGCACUUAUCAGGCAGGACAGUGAGAGUAAUGGACCGAGCCGACAGAGUAGCGUAAACAGUGACUCCCCCGCGACGAGUAUCUGCUUUUCGAGCAGUGCUUCAUUCGAGAAGGCUGGCACCCCGGAUCUAACGGCGAGCACGCUAGAGAACAAGGCUGCGACUGAGAGCAUUACUGAUACUAAUGGUGUUGUGAAGCCACGCAGAGAAAAGACUGAAUCUGAUAUAGUAUAUCGAAGAAAUUCCCUUUAUAAUCGGCACUCAGAGCUUAUGUCGAGUGGGCAGGAAGCGGUACUCGCACAGGAUCAGGGUCGUCAAAGUGAAGGCAGCGGUGGCGCUCGCACCAGCUCGGUACUGCCAGACUUGCUAAGCCAGGCCGGACAGCCCGCCACUCCACCCAGACACGACAAAUCCACCAGUGAGGAGUAUAGGCAAGCGAUUGCCGGAGGCACGCCCCUGGCCCCGCACCAUCAUCACCACCACCAUCCCCCGCCUUCGUCCUCAGUCCAGUCCACCCCAUCCAAGUCGUUCCUGGCGGGUUCUCCGCAUUCGCUACAACAAUCGCCAUCCAACUCGUCGGUGGGUUCGCAACAGUUCCUCCCCUUACAACAGAAGCAGCGAUCGUUCCUUACGUUUGGUUUCGGUGCGGGCUCCACCGGCACCGGUGGCUCCGGCGGAAACGCUUCACGCCGCGAAAGCCACGUCAAUGUCAAUGUCACGCCCACUGGACAUGACCUUUCUUCUGACACACCCGAGAUUCGAAAAUAUAAGAAGCGAUUCAACUCUGAGAUCCUCUGCGCGGCAUUAUGGGGCGUUAAUUUACUCAUCGGCACUGAAAAUGGUUUGAUGCUAUUAGAUCGUUCAGGUCAAGGCAAGGUUUACCAACUAAUAUCACGGCGCCGCUUCCAGCAAAUGGAGGUUUUAGAAGGGCAAAAUAUUUUAGUGACGGUAUCAGGAAAGAAGAAUCGCGUUCGUGUAUACUAUCUUAGCUGGCUUAAAUCAAAAAUUUUACGCACCGAUGGUCUUAGUGACCAAGUAGAAAGAAGAAAUGGCUGGAUUAACGUGGGUGAACUUCAAGGGGCUGUUCAUUUCCGAAUUGUUAAAUACGAAAGAAUUAAGUUUCUUGUGAUUGCACUUAAGGACUCAAUUGAAAUAUAUGCGUGGGCGCCCAAACCGUAUCACAAAUUUAUGGCAUUCAAAAACUUUGGGGAUUUGCAACAUAGGCCUCUUUUAGUAGAUCUUACUAUUGAAGAAGGAACAAGACUGAAAGUUAUUUAUGGGUCUGCAGAUGGAUUUCAUGCUGUCGACCUAGACACUGCCACAGUCUAUGAUAUUUAUAUUCCAAAACAUACACAAGGAGCAAUUACUCCUCAUUGUAUUGUACCUCUUCCAAAUUCAAAUGGUGUCCAGUUGUUACUAUGCUAUGAUAAUGAGGGUGUUUACGUAAACACCAAUGGGCGAGUUAGCAAAAAUAUAGUACUUCAAUGGGGUGAAAUGCCUACGUCAGUUGCCUACAUCGGAACAGGUCAAAUAAUGGGUUGGGGUAACAAAGCUAUAGAAAUCCGUUCUGUCGAGAGUGGUCACCUUGACGGCGUCUUUAUGCACAAGAAAGCUCAACGACUCAAGUUUCUAUGUGAACGCAAUGAUAAAGUAUUUUUCUCAUCUGCCAAAGGUGGCUCGUCUUGUCAGAUAUAUUUCAUGACGCUCAACAAACCUGGCAUGGCUAAUUGGUAGUGUCAGGGGCUACCAAUGUCUGGAGCGUCUGCGAACUGUGAUGUAAGUCUGCAAUGUACGCAAUGUUAACUCCUGUAAUGUACAUGUCAUUACUGUACAAUAACAUGCCAGUAAUUAAGCCAAUCAAUCAAUGUUACAAAAGUUAAAUUGUCUGGCCAUUCGUAAUUCAAAGACUUGUGAUAGUGGCAGAUUUAUAAUGUGCUCAAAAGACAAUCCACAAAAUAUUAUUACAGUCUAGUGUUUGAGGACCGACUUUUAUUGAAUUGAAUGGUACCAUUUUGUACUGUAUAAUUACAAUUUGAAAUCCUGAUAAAUAUUGUAAUAUUAAGCAAUAACCUUUAGGAUAAAUAUUUUGAUAUUGACAAAUAUAAGUAAGUUAAAUACUGCUUAAGUUUUAUAUUAUGUUGCAAUUGUUUAUUUCUUAAAGAAAAUAUAAUUCAAGCUAUUAAUUCAUAUAUGCCAUAAUUAUUAUAUCGUUUGUAAUGAUAAGCUAGUUGGGUGAAGUGUAAUUGGUUACAAAAUAACAUUUAGGUUUGCAAUUCAGCAGCAAUGCCAUGUCCGACACAUUUUAAAUACUAUUUAAUUACAAUUAUUGACAAUUUUUACACAAUUUAGGUAAUGUAAAUUUAAUCCUCGAAUUUUUAAGGCUACCUACUUUUAUAAAUUGGCAUUUAGUGGAGUCACAUUGUAUUAUAAUUACUACACCAAACAUUUUUAAAUGGAUAAAUCCUAAAAUUUGGUACUAUUUAUUAUUUAUUUGUUAUUAUGUACUAUAUUAUUUACAUGUAUAAAGAUGUAACUGUGCAUAUUGAAAAUUAUAUAUUUGAUGACUUUUUAUUUCAAAAAUAUCU